Vollenhovia emeryi is the source of this 445-nucleotide messenger RNA. RefSeq names its product V-type proton ATPase subunit G-like. The coding region runs from base 195 to 365 and encodes 56 amino acids. NCBI's taxonomy places the organism in Eukaryota, Metazoa, Arthropoda, Insecta, Hymenoptera, Formicidae. The transcript has a single exon. The record is from RefSeq and is a predicted model, not a curated record.
UGUUCUGGUUACCUUCUGGCUAGCUAGUGGCUGUCCAGAUUUUCUCGAUACAUAUCGACGGCCGCGCGAAGUUCAAUUUUUUUACGAAGUUGCAUAUAUGUUUUUAACAAACAUAUAAUUUUAACCAAACUUUUGGGUUUGUGUCAUCACGGCAAGAACGCGAAAAACAAUUCCGCGACUUUGAGGCCAAACACAUGGGUUCAAAGAAGGACAUGGCCGCGUGCAUCAAGGCGGACACGCGACUCAAGAUAGAAGAGAUGAAUCAGGCUGUUUCCGUACAUAAAAAGCCGGUCAUGCUUAAAAUUUUGGACUUGGUGUACGACAUCAAGCUGGAAAUGCACAAUAAUUACCGCAUCGAGGUCUAAGCCGCAAGGAUCGCAUCUAAUAGCUGAUAAGCAUGAUACGCUAUAAAUAUACAUUAACUCCCAGCAAACACAAAGUAACA